ACUUUGAUUUAUUUGUUAUGAUUUCUUCCGCCGAUAGCUUCUCAAUAAUCGGGUGAAUACGUUAAUAUCCCGCUUUUCUCCCAUUAAAAAGAAUGCGCCGACACCUACAGUGGAGCAUUAAGCAGUUAACGGGCAGCUAUGCGGAUGGCCAUUUGUCUCCUAGCCGGGUUACGGAGCAGGCCUUGGAGGACGUCGUUCGGUUAAAGAUCUUGAAUGCCUUCGUGCGUGUCACUCCGGAACAAGCAAGGCAACAGGCCCAGGAAUCGCAGGAGCGGUAUCAGCGAAAGCAACCGAAUGGUGUUUUAGAUGGAGUUACCAUUGCAAUCAAGGAUAACUUUUGCACAAAAGAUGUCCAUACCACCUGCGCCUCGAGGAUGCUUCAGGACUUUGUUCCACCCUAUGAUGCUUCUGUUUGUUCAAGGCUCAAACAGGCGGGUGCUGUAAUCUUGGGAAAGACCAAUAUGGAUCAGUUUGCAAUGGGCGCCGGCACUGUUGAUUCCCUGUACGGACCAACCAAAAACAUCUGGAGCGAAGUCCUCGAUCAAGAGCACUGGCGAAUCGCGGGCGGCAGCUCCGGAGGCUCUGCAUCCGCGGUAGCCGCAGGUCUUUGUUAUGCUGCGAUUGGUUCGGACACUGGUGGCUCCACCCGUAAUCCUGCCUCCUAUUGUGGCGUGGUUGGUUUAAAACCGACCUAUGGCCUAGUAUCCCGUCACGGCCUCAUCCCCCUAGUCAAUUCCAUGGACGUUCCCGGCAUUUUCGCCCGCUCUGUCAGCGAUUGUGUGGCGGUAUUGAAUACCGUGGCUGGACCGGAUCGACUGGAUUCUACAACCAUCAGACAGCCUUUCAAUAAGCUGAAACUGCCAGAAAUCGGUCAAAUUGAUUUAAGCACUGUUCGCAUAGGGAUACCAAAGGAAUAUCAUUGCCAUGGACUUUCCGCUGAGGUUUUGGAAACGUGGUCCAAGGUGGCCGAUCUUCUUGAAUGUAGCGGUGCCUCCGUGCGACAGGUCUCUUUACCAAAUACGGCCGCAAGUAUAUUUGUGUAUUCCAUUCUCAAUCAGUGUGAGGUGGCUAGUAACAUGGCUCGGUACGAUGGAAUCGAGUAUGGUCAUCGGGCUACUGACGAGCGCAGCACGGAGCAGUUAUAUGCUCUUUCCCGGGCUGAGGGAUUUAAUGAGGUCGUCAAGACACGCAUUCUUACGGGAAACUUCCUGCUCUUAAGAAAGAACUACGACCACUACUUCGAGAAGGCGUUGAGAGUGCGACGCCUCAUCGCAGAGGACUUUGUUAAAGUGUUUGAAUCUUCAGAAAAAGAGGAGCGCGUGGACAUUCUCCUCACACCAACAACUCUUACAGAGGCUCCUCUGUACAAAGAUUUCGCCUCCCUGACCAACAGGGAUCAGUGCGCAGUGCAGGACUUUUGCACACAGCCAGCCAAUAUGGCUGGAAUUCCUGCCGUGUCCAUACCUAUUCGUCUGUCCCGGGGUGGAUUACCAUUGAGCCUUCAACUGAUGAGUAACAGUCUUAACGAGCAGUUACUGCUCACUGUAGCACGGUGGAUAGAGGAACAUGUGGGAUUCGAUAACUUGGAGCACAGACAAGAGUUUAAGGCCAGUUUGUAAAAUGAAUCUAGUUUUAAUGUGUUAAUAAAUUUUGUUUUUCUAUUUUGUGAGAUAA
Messenger RNA from Drosophila eugracilis, 1674 nucleotides. It is a transcript of the gene GatA, whose product is annotated as glutamyl-tRNA(Gln) amidotransferase subunit A, mitochondrial. Bases 93 to 1619 code for a protein of 508 amino acids. NCBI's taxonomy places the organism in Eukaryota, Metazoa, Arthropoda, Insecta, Diptera, Drosophilidae. Gene Ontology annotation, biological process: glutaminyl-tRNAGln biosynthesis via transamidation; mitochondrial translation. The record is from RefSeq and is a predicted model, not a curated record. The transcript is spliced from 4 exons. Gene Ontology annotation, molecular function: glutaminyl-tRNA synthase (glutamine-hydrolyzing) activity. Gene Ontology annotation, cellular component: mitochondrion; glutamyl-tRNA(Gln) amidotransferase complex.